CUUUCGCUGCUAUCGAUUUCUGUCAUAAGACGGUUGAUAGAGAGACUUUACGUAACUUAUUUUUUAUGUGUGAGCAUCAGUAUCAGACGGUGAACAGAGCUGUAGUAAAGCUGUGAGGUGCAAGAGAAAAGCUAAGCUCCUUCAUUUCAGUCAAUAUAAUAUGCACAAGAAUUAGAAAAGCGUUAUCACAAUGUUCAUUUUAACAAAAUGUGUGAUUCUAUCCCUAUAUUUCAUCAUUGGCUGCAACUUAACAUAUGGUCGGAUGGGUUAUUAUAAUCAUUUUAAACGAUUCGACACUGGUUUACUGUCAGAAGGUCUACCAAUGUGGUUAGAAAAACGCGAAGAAUUCAGAAAUCCUUUUAAUUAUCAAGAUAUUUCAAAAGCAUGGAAGGAGAGAAACGAUCUAGAAGUCGAUGAAUUGAACCGAAUAAUCAGUCAAAGUGAAAUUUACCGCCCCUCAUCAACUUAUUUUGAUCGACAGAUAAAAUCUGAUGUUUAUCCUGAAGAAUUCAUUAAUAGGGAUCUGAGAGCUAAACCUGCUUUUGGAAGUGAUGAUACUUUAGCAACGAAUGGAUUACGUUCUUAUAUGCACUGGCAACCAGCUGUGGUCGGUUCAGUGUGUGCAGUACUGGGUGUGUUGGUCAUUGCUGCAGUUGGAACCAUUUAUCAGAAACGAAAACUUCAAAUGAAAUCUAGUUUAAGUCAAGACGAAGAGGAUAUUUUGGAGAAUUCAAAAUUAUCGAAUAAAAUUCUAUCACUUAAUUCAGACGAUGAUCGUAAACUCGCUCAGUCAGCACAAAUGUAUCAUUAUCAACACCAGAAACAACAAAUGUUAGCGCUUGAAAAGGUUAAUGAUCAUACUCGAACAAGUGAUGACGAUGACAGUGAAGAUGAUAUCGAUGAAGGCGAUUUCACCGUUUAUGAAUGUCCAGGAUUGGCUAAUACUGGUGAAAUAGAAGUCGAGAACCCACUGUUUGACAAUGAUGCCGGGGAAAAAGUACUGAAUACAAGCGGGAGUUCCGGUGAGCUGAUCGGCUGUAGUGAUUUAGAAGAGCAUUUCAAUGAAGGUGAAACAACAUCACCAUCAACACAAGGUGGCGCGGUAUCUACAAAUAAUAAUAAAUAGACCACGUUAAAUCAGAUGAAAAGAUGAAUAUACAAGUGUUUAAAAAUUAUUUCUCAUAUUGUAUGUUGUCUGUCUGUGUUUGUAGUGUGUGUGUGUGUGUGUGUGUGUAUACGCAUGUACGCGAUCAGUCCGUUGUUAACAGUCAUUCAUUUCAUUUACAAAAUGAACAACAACAGUAACACCAUCACAUAUAGGAUUAUGAAAAGUUUCAUCAAAAAUUACACAGAACAUGCCAAAUGAUUUAGAAUGCUAAAGAAAAUAUUUUCUUCCCUUCGACCUUAGAGAAAUCAGAGUAUUAUCGAAAAGACAUUCUUCACACUGAUUCAAGAUUUCCUCGUUUCUAUUUAGACUACUUAUAAGUAACUCAUCUUUUUUUCAGAAAACAUUCGUCACCCUAGACUACAACAAGUUUUUUUUCAAGAAUCCUGAUUUACUAACAUAUUUAAUGUUUCUUUUUGUGAACAGGAAGCAUAACACACUAGUGAGCUAAUUAAUAAAUAACUUUCUAAGGCCAUUUAUUUUUCUAACAAUUAAGCUAAACUGUGGACAUCAUUUAGAGACGAUGUGUUGUUUUUUGUCUUUACUUUUGUUUCUCAUCACUUUUAUGCGGGUAUGUACUUUCAUGUUGUUUUUAUUUGAAUCUUAGUUACAAUUUGAGUUUUCUUUAUUGACUGAUGUGACUGUUGAUAAAAAUCAUUUAUAUUUGUGUUAGUGUGCUUGUUUUUGUGAAUUUUCAUUUGUGCGUAUUUUCCAUCAUUUUUUACUCAUCAGUUACCUGCUAUUGAUAACAUUUUAUCUUUUGGUUAAUUCACCUCAUAUUUCUUAAGACUCUCGGUGUUUCUUGACCUGCAUGUUCUUCAUAAUCAUUGUCUGAUUAAAAAUUUCUGAAAGACAGCAUUACUACAUGGGAUUUAUCAGCUUUUAUUUUAAGAACAUAGUCAAACAGACAUAAAUAAGUUGAACGUUUGAGUAAAUAACAAGUCUUUAGGGCUUCCUGAGUAUUAUAUAAUGACCUCUAAUAUCACAAAUGACUGUCGACGCCACAUUGGUCUUCAUGUACCCGGAUGAUAUUUAAAGCUAAACGACAAACACAAG
Molecule: messenger RNA, 2221 nt
Organism: Trichobilharzia szidati
Lineage: Eukaryota; Metazoa; Platyhelminthes; Trematoda; Strigeidida; Schistosomatidae
Source: the annotation of a GenBank genome assembly